UGAGAUUCGUGCUGCUCCGGUCAAUUAAAAAGGGCUCAGAUUGACCUCCGGGCGAGGUCCCGAGGAGAAAAAAACAGGAAUGUUUCCUUUGCAAUGAAGAUUGCUAAUUGAAUACAGACGCAGUCAAUGGAGAAAAGCGAGUGAAUGACGAGACGAGAAGUUUCAGAAGCUGUUUUCCCAUGGUGCCUUGCUUUGAUGCUGUUCCUGUUGCAGAGGCCUGUCUCUCACUGCUGCACUCAGCAUCUGCACCAUUGACGUGUUGAGCGAUGUUCUGUACUGAACCCCUUCACCUCACUGAUCUCUGAACACAACUCCGUACAUAUCUACUAGCCGAUGGGGUGAUUUUUUUCCCCUCCUGGCAAAAGAAAGCCGGCUUUGUUGUAGGAAGGAACUGGAUCCCCAGGUGGACCGAUCAAGUCGUGAAAACUUUUCAAAUCUGUAUCCGGAUACAGACCCCGGACAGUCCAAACACUUCUUCAGCCGUCGAGUAAAGUUCUGAAGGUGAAGCAGCAUGGCACGGAUGAACAGACCGGCUCCGGUGGAGGUGUGCUAUAAGAACAUGAGGUUUCUCAUCACACACAAUCCCACCAACUCCACCCUCAACAGCUUUAAAGAGGACCUGAAGAAGUAUGGUGCUACAACACUGGUGCGUGUGUGUGAGGUGACCUACGACAAAACGCCCCUGGAGAAGGACGGCAUCACCGUUGUGGAUUGGCCGUUUGAUGACGGAGCUCCUCCUCCCUCCAAGGUGGUGGAGGACUGGCUGAGCCUCCUCAGGAGACGCUUCAUGGAGGAACCAGGCUGCUGCGUGGCUGUGCACUGUGUCGCAGGCCUCGGCAGGGCUCCGGUACUGGUGGCUUUGGCUCUCAUUGAGUGUGGGAUGAAGUAUGAAGAUGCGAUCCAGUUCAUCAGACAGAAGCGGCGUGGCGCGAUAAACAGCAAACAGCUGACCUAUCUGGAGAAGUACAGACCCAAACAGAGACUGCGCUACAAACACUCACACAUCUUCAAGAGCAAGUGCUGCAUCAUGUGACCUGAACCAAACCGAGCCGAACUCGAACUCCUCAGACCGGGGUGCUCUUCACUGAACUGCUGCUUAAGCAGAACCCCAUUUGGUCUGAUCGCAUCCUUGCUGGUGCCUAAACUUCAGCACUCUCGUUGCAGAGUGAACACUGCCACGCCUCUCACAGAGGUCCAAGGUCACCACAGGGUCUGUAAGGUACACCAAAGAAGGUGACCUUUGACUGAUUGACCAGCUGAUAUGGAGCCAAGGGGAAUGAUGGGAAACUUUUCUUUUUUUUUUUUUGCCUGCCUGCCUGCCCACUUUCUUUAUCUGUGAAGUCUCAGGUCAUGUCAUUACUUAGCCAUAUCUGCUCAAAGUCGCCUCCGAUACUGCCGCUUACUCUCUAAUUUCCCUGUGAUGCUGAGGCAUAUCGUGAGUGAGCUCAGCGAAGAUUUAUAGUAGGGCUCCAACGCAAACUUCUUUGGCCUAAAAUUUUGCAGCUUCUGCGAGACCGAUGGCGGCAUGAGGAAUAAACCAAGGCUUUUAUGAACUCUGCGAUAUAGGUGUAUGUGAGACUUUCUGUUUUUAUUCCACUCCUGCCAUUAUUAUUAUUAUUAUUAUUAUUAUUAUUAUAAUGAUAAUUAUUGUACUCCUUGUUUUCUACACAUCCAUCAUGUUUUAAUAAUUAACUAGCUGGAUCUGUUCCCCCCACCCCAAAAAAAAAUAAACAGAGUGUAUGUAGGAAGCAUGUAGCGCACCACCACCUGAGCAGUCUGCUGAGCUUCCUGUGUGCUCCUGCAUUAAUGAAGAUGACUUGUGUCCUUGGGAAAUAAUCUGUUUUCUCAUCUGUAUUGUAGAAAUGCAUUUUGGUUUUAAAAACUUUUGUAUAAACAUACGAUUCCAAGGCGCAGUUUGGAACUGUAAGCUCGCUUACAUUUAAAUAAAAAUAAUCAAAACCAAAUUAGGAAUAGCGAAUUAAAUACCAAAUUCAUUGUUUUGUUACCAGUGAGCAGAUUUGACGGCUACAAUAUAUUUUUUUCCUCAUCAAAUUAUGACUAGUAUGCGCCGACGAAUUAAGCAGUAUUGCACAAGCAAGAGUGCUGUUUUAUAGAACAGUCCCACUCAGUCCUGUAAGUGCAGAGGGUUUGAAUGUAACUCUUGUUAGAAAUGUACUGAUAUCACAGUGCUGUUACUCUGAAUCUUAAUUAUCCAAACAGAUUCAAGCACCCAAAGUAAUUGUUGGACACGUGCUUAAAAAAAACCAGGCGAGUGCUCCACCAUAGUGAUGACACCGCGGUGAAUCAUGGGACUCUCGUUGGCAAGUCACCAAUCAAUACGUCCUAAGCUUUUGUGGAGGAUCAACAACACAUCCUUUUUUUUUUUUUAUUGCUCUUGGUACUUGUAUUCUUGAUUAGUGGAAUGUUACUUGGCCGUUAAAAGAUGACCUCAGCCAUGGACGCAGAAAAGAAAAACGUAUUGAGAAACACCCAUGGCCUUUCUUUUGUUGUUGGAGUUUCUUAUCUGACUGCCAGUUCCUCCACCACCCUCUACUCGGCAUCAUCACACACUCUUCAUAUGAUGUAUAAUUCUCCUUUUAAGCGCCAAGAUGACUCCACGCAGAUGUCACUUUAAUGUGUUUCAAUGUACAACUGAAACAUCUUCAGAAGAUUUUUUUCCAAACCUCAGAUGCACACGCAGCCCUAAACGAGAGCUCGUGAUCCGUUUUAAGACCUCUCUCUCUUUCUGCUUUUGAACACAUACCUCCUGCUGUACAGAGAUGCUUAUGAUAAUAAUAAAGGCUGAUUAUGAAUCAUUCAGUCGUACUUGGUGUAAUAUGAGAUGAGCGCAUCAUCCGCACCGUGUGUGAGUGAAGACAUGACUAAUGCACACUCUGGACCUGCCAACUCAUCACUUCGACAACCACUACAGAGUCGGAGAAGCGAGUGUGUGAAAGUGCUGCCCUCUGCCUGACGAAACUCAAAACACACACACACGCACACACACACUUGCACAGUUUAAACCCAUUCUCCUGCAUGAUUAUUUGAUCAGUUAUGCAAAUUCAUGCUUAUUUGGUAACAUAAGACAAAAAUCUACUGAUCCCAAAAGAUUUUUAUGCUCAAAGCAAUACAAAUGAAUAUGACAAUUAGUAGAUAAAGGUAAAAUACACUACCGCUCAAAAGUUUGGGUUCACUUGCCGAUUACAGCUACGAAGGAAGACUCCAUCAGCCAAUCCAUCUUGUGGGAGAUGCUCCAGGAAGCAUGAGGUGAAAUCUCAUCAGAUUAUCUUGGAAAAAUUGACCGCUAGAACGUCCAGGCUGUAAUUGCUGCAAAAGGUGUUUUUUUUUGAAGAAGAAGAAGAAGGCAAAGUUUGAAGAAAACAUUCCCAUCAUUUCCAUCAAAAUCAUUAUUUCUAACCCUGACAUGUCAGCAUGUCCUGUUCUUUUGCUAUAUUUUCUAUUCAGACUAAUUUUGUGUGUGUUUCCUUGGAAAACAAUACAAUUUUUGAGUGAUCCCUAACUUUUGCGCGGUAGAGUAGAUCCUUCUUAAAUAAACUGUUCUAACCAUCGUUUUCAUUUUAGUGAAUUGAAUAUAUUUUGGUUUUCAUAAAGGCUGUUGACUUUCAGCCUCCGAAAAUAGGAAGCUUCACAGAUUCUUAGAUCUUUUUCUGAAUUUUGCAAACAUAUUUUCCAAAAAAUGCUGCGAUGAGGUGACUUACUGAUGAACAUAGUAAUAAAUUGUUUAAUAAAGAUACAUAUUAUUAUUAUUAUUAUUAUUAUUAUUAGUUUUUUAUCAUCAAAAUGGAAAGUGGCAGUUCUACAAUAAUGAUAUUUUCUUUAUUUUAACAUAAAAUCCACAAAAAUCUGAUUCACGGUAAUAUCAGAACAUCAAAGUUAAUAAACUGUUAUUACCGUUAAUAAACUGAUCAAUUUAUCUGGUUAUUGAAUGUUUUAGAACUGAGACACUUCUUAUUUAGG
Molecule: messenger RNA, 3978 nt
Organism: Hemibagrus wyckioides
Lineage: Eukaryota; Metazoa; Chordata; Actinopteri; Siluriformes; Bagridae
Gene: ptp4a3a
Product: protein tyrosine phosphatase 4A3a
Exons: 6
Coding region: 512-1033 (173 amino acids)
Biological process (GO): protein dephosphorylation
Cellular component (GO): nucleus
Molecular function (GO): protein tyrosine phosphatase activity
Source: RefSeq, a predicted model, not a curated record